CACUGUUAAGUUGCUGUUGCUGUUAAGUAAACAGCUGAUUGUUGAUUGCCAAAAAUCAUAACAUUUGCCGCUCAGUGAAAAUUGUUUAAUUUAUUUAAAAAAUGGAAUUGCCGCCGCGCAUUGUUUACGUAUGCAGUUUGUGUCUACGGCAAUAUGAUUUAAUGGAGGAUUUGCGUGGACAUAUGAUGUUCUUUCAUGGCUAUCAGCCGAUUAAAGCUGACUCGGCUAAACAGGAAAAAGCACAGAAAACAGAGACACACAAUCAGUUGGCGUCCCGCAUGGAUUCGCCGCCUCCUCCACCCGCCGAAUUGCAGCCCAUGCCCUUUAAAGACUUUCGACUUGCACUGCGUGUAAAAAUGCAAAUACCUUGUGCUGAGAUCAGCGCUUGCAGCUACAAAUUCGAGGAUGCCCACAAGCUGAUGUUGCACGCCAAGUGCCACAAGGGCGAGGGGCAGGGGGAGGCUUACAGCUGCAGCGAGUGUGGACUGGAGUUUACAAACUGGCGACGCUGCUCCUCACAUCUCUGGAAAAUGCAUCAACUGGAUGUGGAUCUAUUGCAAUGUCCAGUACUCGGCUGUGACUACAAGUCGGCGAUCUCGGCGCUCGUCUGGCGACACAUGCGAGUGCACCGGAAGUGGCGUGGCAGAGUGCUGCGACGGGAACUGCUGCGACGUCGUGCCCAGAAACAGCAGCAGGAGCAGCAGCAGCAUCAACAACAGUUAGACGAGUCAACUGCAUCUCAAGUGGCGCCACAAACAGCGCCAGUUAAAAAGAACAAAUAUUAUGCGGAGAAAACCUGUGAGAUUUGCCAGAGAAAGUUUGUCAGCGGAAAAACACUGUCCAAGCAUGUAAAGACUGUGCACAACAAAAUCAAACCAUUCAUCUGCAGUGUGUGUGGCAAGAAGACAGCGCGAAAGGCCAGCUUAAUAAUACACAUGCGUCAGCACACAGGUGAAAAGCCGUUGAAAUGCGAGCACUGCAAAUUUUCCACGCGUGAUCCCAGCUCACUUUAUAAGCAUCGUCAGCGACAUGCCAAAGAUGUGGCAGCAACAGCAGCGACACAAACCAGCUUGCCACAAAUAAGAUGAAAUUUAAAACAAGAUUUGAAUUUAAAUGUUCAUUUAUUGAGUUUACGUUUUCCAUUUAAUGUUAAUAUCAUUUUAGAAUCUGAUAUGAUUUUGGUUUUUGGUUUUUGUUUUUUACAACACUUUGAAAUUUAGCUUAUGUUGAUUUACGUUUUCAUUUAUUAAUUCUUUUAUGUUUAAACUAGUUUUUAAUUUAAAUUUUAAAUUGUAUUUUUAAAAAUCUAACCUCCAUCGUCGUGUGGUCUGUGGUCUUUGCAAAAUUCAAUUCUGAGCCUCAAGUCGACUUCUGUGUACGCUUUCCAGUGUGUCUUUUGCCUCAGUCCAUAUUUUUGUGAGAUCGGCGCACAUAAUAUAGUAUAAUUCAUAUUUAUCAUAAUAUAUAUUUGCCUAAUUGUUUCAAAAUUUAAACUGAACAGAAUCUGUUUAAUAUGUAUGUUAUAUAAUUAAUUAAUUUUAAUUUAAUUAUUAGUUGAUCAUUUGUAAUUGAUUUAAAGUUUGUAAUCUGAUCCGAUACGAUUUCUUUCGUUUCCGAUCUCAAGAAUCUUAAGUUAAGUAUGUUAAGUAUGUAUAUUUUAGCUGUUUAUUUAUGUUUCUGAUUUUUUAAUUUUCCUCCACUACUCGAUUAAUCUUUUCAAAUCAAUAAUGUGUGUAUAUUUUUGUAAUUUUAUUGUCUGAGUUUGAUUUGAGUAUCAAAACAAUUGUCGCUAUUUUGUUCUCUCGAGUGAAUGCUAAAUGAAAUGCUUGAAAUAAAAGUCUCUGUGUAAAAUUGUUAAUACAAUUA
Molecule: messenger RNA, 1866 nt
Organism: Drosophila innubila
Lineage: Eukaryota; Metazoa; Arthropoda; Insecta; Diptera; Drosophilidae
Product: zinc finger protein 48
Exons: 3
Coding region: 102-1088 (328 amino acids)
Biological process (GO): regulation of transcription by RNA polymerase II
Cellular component (GO): nucleus
Molecular function (GO): DNA-binding transcription factor activity, RNA polymerase II-specific; RNA polymerase II transcription regulatory region sequence-specific DNA binding
Source: RefSeq, a predicted model, not a curated record